Molecule: messenger RNA, 1475 nt
Organism: Arabidopsis lyrata subsp. lyrata
Lineage: Eukaryota; Viridiplantae; Streptophyta; Magnoliopsida; Brassicales; Brassicaceae
Product: F-box/LRR-repeat protein At2g40920
Exons: 3
Coding region: 137-1444 (435 amino acids)
Molecular function (GO): protein binding
Source: RefSeq, a predicted model, not a curated record
UUUUGAUUGGUUAAAAUAAAAGGGAUGAACCCGAGUAUUGCUCUUAUAAAUACGUAGAAAUCUCAUCAAAGCCCUAACAUCGAUUUCUGGAGUUUGGAUUGUUUUUGAAUAAAAGUUGAGCUGAAGAGCUAAAGAGAUGAAGAGAAGGAGGAGGGAUCUGAAACAAGCGGCGGAGUCAGAGCAGGAGGAGUGUCAGAGAAUUCCCCAGGUCGUCUCUCUCGGAGAUUCCGAUCAAAUUCAGCCGUCACCCAACAAGAAAGAAGGAGAACAUAUAUGUGAGUUACUGCAGGAUAUGCAGGAUCUUGUGUUGGAAAUUCUAAUGAGAUUGCCAACACAGUCCCUGAUGAGGUUCAAGUGCGUCUCUAAGCACUGGUCAUCCCUUAUUUUUAGUCGAUAUUUUUGCAACCUUUUAUUUACUACGGUCACACGACAACAACCACGCCUAUACAUGUGUUUAGUGGAUGAUGGCGGGCACCGUAUACUUCUAUCUAUAUCAUCACCGUCUCCAGACAACACUUGUUAUGUCGUCGUCGACCAAGAUUUGAGCAUCCCAGGAAUGGGAGGCUUCUUCUUGAACAUUGUUCGUGGCUUGAUGUGUUUCUCCCGUAGUAAAAAGGCGUGUAUCUAUAACCCCAGCACCAAACAACUCUUGACCUUACCUGCCAUAAAAUCCGACAUCGUAGCUCAACAAGGUCAAAAGAAGCAUCUUACCCGGUAUUACAUCGGACACGACCCUGUUAGUGAUCAAUACAAACUAGUCUGCACGGUUGCGAUAUCCUCGCCAUUGCCACGUUUGGCUAAUCUGAAGUCAGAGCACUGGGUCUUCGCACUAGAAGCUGGAGGUUCAUGGAAAAAGGUUGUUCCACUGGAAAAUUAUCGUCAUCAUGCCCCUUCCCCGCUAGGACGGUCUACCAGUGGAUCAGUAGUACGUUAUAUGGCCUGGCCUGAUAAUUAUAAUUGUGUGGUUGUGAGUUUCGACAUUAGGUCUGAACAGAUGACUAUCAUCCCAGUACCUGGGGAGAUCGCACCUCAUGAGCAUGUGCCUGCAGUUACGAUGAGGGCGGAUCUUAUAGAGUAUGGUGGGAAGAUAGCAAUAUUCUAUCAUACUUACCUUAAAGACAAGGGUUCCGCGGAUUUAUGGGUUUUGGAAGACAUUGGGAAGAAUGAAUGGUCGAAAAAGACUCUGGUUUUGCAGCCUUGUCAAAGGCAUUUAGUCAAAGACAUUGAAUUGAUCGUAAAAGGUACAACUCAAGACGGCAAGGUAAUCUUGGCACCGUUGGAGAUGCAUUCUCGAUUCUACAUUCUGUAUUACGACUUGCAAAGCAAUGACUUGAGAAAGGUUGAAAUCAAAGGAGUACCACGCCUUUGGCCUACUCAUAAAGAAUGCUAUUUUUACUUGAAUUCUAUGGAUGAGAGUGAGAGCUUCAUCUACUUGGAAACUUGACCAAGACUUUUGACCCUCUUUUUUUUUUUUC